ACCAACAGCAGCAGCAGCAGCAGCAUAAACAACAUCAACAUCGUUAACAACAACAACAACAACAGCAGCAGCAGCAGCUGUAGUGACAGCAGCAGUAACCAUUGAACUGCAAUUUUUUCCCCUCCAUCCACUAUUUUUCUUUUUUUGUCCCCCCUUUUCAUACGUACCACACUCCCCCCUCAUUCUCUCGCCUAUCAGUUUUUGUGAGCCUUUUUUUUCCCACUGUCCGACUAUCGAUUGAUCCGUGAGAUUUUCACACAAAAGAGAAACUGCUUGCAAUGGCUGCAGCGGCUACAGUAUCACCAGGUCCGUCGGGUUCCGGCUCUACUGGAACUCCAGACAGUGGUAAAGUGGCAAGAAAAAGGAAAAUUGGAUCUGGCCGAGAUUCUGACGAUGAUGACAGCCAGCACGGUUCUUUCUCCACUUCCCAAGAUGCAAUUGACAAAGAAAGGUUUGCCAGGGAAAGUCACUGUGAAAUUGAAAGGCGGCGUCGGAACAAGAUGACUGCUUAUAUAAAUGAGCUGUGUGAUAUGGUACCAACCUGCAGCACCCUUGCUCGCAAACCAGACAAACUAACAAUAUUACGUAUGGCUGUGUCCCACAUGAAAACAUUAAGAGGAACUGGAAAUACAAGUAAUGAUGGAUCCUAUAAACCUUCCUUUCUCACAGACCAGGAGCUGAAACAUUUGAUACUUGAGGCAGCAGAUGGUUUUCUGUUUGUGGUCCAAUGUGAUACUGGAAGAAUUAUUUAUGUAUCCGACUCUGUAUGCCCAGUUCUUAAUCAAUCUCAGUCUGACUGGUUUGGAAAUACUAUUUACGAUAUGGUGCAUCCUGACGACCUUGAGAAAGUCCGAGAACAGUUAUCAACUACUGAAUCCCAAAACACUGGACGUAUUCUUGAUUUGAAAACUGGAACUGUUAAGAAAGAAGGUCAUCAAUCAUCCAUACGUUUGUGCAUGGGUUCUCGGCGUGGUUUCAUUUGCCGCAUGAAGAUGGGUAACGUCCAAGUCGAUCCUGUGACUGCCAACCAUACAAUUCGAGUCCGUCAGAGAAACGCAUUUGGUCCAUCCUCUGAUGGCAAUAGCUAUUCAGUUGUCCAUGUUACAGGUUAUAUAAAGAACUGGCCUCCAUCAAACAGAGACCUUGAAAAUGGAUUUGUUUCCUUUGUAGGAGUGCAACAGAUAGAGCGUCAAGAUGGAGAGGAGCCCCACAGCCACUGCUGCCUGGUUGGUAUAGGUCGACUGCAGGUGACCAGUGCAACAAACUGCAAUGAUCUCAUGGGACAAAACGCUUCCUCAGAAUUUAUUACCCGACACAGCAUAGACGGAAAGUUUACAUUUGUUGACCAGCGAGUGACAGCAGUACUAGGCUACCAACCUCAGGAACUUCUUGGUAAAUCUGCAUUUGAUUUUUAUCAUCCGGAAGACCAAGCCCAUAUGAAAGAUAGCUUUGAACAAGUAUUAAAACUGAAAGGCCAGGUGAUGUCCAUUAUGUACCGUUUUAGAGCAUCGAAUCGGGAAUGGAUGUGGCUGAGAACAAGCAGUUUUAGUUUCCAAAACCCUUACACAGACGAAGUGGAAUACAUAGUUUGUAACAACAGUUCUGCUAAAAGUGUCCAGCAAGGUAAUUCUACAGCCCCAACUAUGCAGAAUCCAACUGAUCAAAGUUCAGAGCCAACGCCGACUAUAAAUACAUAUGCGACUCCUCGGGGCCUACCUACAGACUCAUUAGGUUUACGAACAGCUAAUGUGAAAACAGAUUACCGUGAUCCUUAUUCUACAGCCGAUGUUUACAGCCGCAGUAUGUUAAGCACUAAUCGUAACCUUACCCAACAAGAUUUGUACGGCUACAAUUCUCAGUCUACAAUGAAAUACCCCAGUCACAGUGUCUCUGCUGCCAUGUCACUUCCUCAGGUAUCUCCUGCCACAACAAUGCCAUCUUUGGUCAGACACCCUAAUCAGAGUCCCUCUCAAAUGGCUGGUAAUGCUUGGUCUAGUCAAGGAGCAUACGCACAAAGCCAGCCAACUGCUGACUACAGUACAAACCCAGGCUAUAAUCAAAUGAGCCCAGACAACAGUUCUCCAGAUUUGCCAGCUGUUGGUUUCAACUUACCAGAUUUCAAAUGUAACCAACCACUAUGGCAGCAGUGGUCUGGAAAUACAGGUGAUCAUGCUCAGCAAGGUUCUUCUCAAGGCAAUCCAUCAGCAGGAGCACAACAAGCUCAACAACAACAACAGCAGCAGCAACAGCAGCCAGAAGAAUUCAAUAACAUGUUUCCAAUGCUUGACCAGACCACACCAGAGUUCAGUGAUCUUACAGGCAUGUUCAAUACUUUUGGAGAAUGACCCCAGUGAGUUCUCAUCAAUAGUCCACCCAAACAUCAACUCAGUAUUGUGUAACAUGAAAGCUACAUGUUAUGCAAAGGAAACAGAAAGUGUUAUGUAUAAUUGAUCUGAUUAAGAAGUAAUAAGGGCAUUAACUCGCUCUUAUGUUGUGUUUAGAGCAAAAUAGAGAAAGAUUUAUAAAACAUUAAACAAAUAAACUAUGGCAAUUUACUGUAGAGAUGUUCUCUCAGAUUUUGCUCAUGAAUUCUCCACAGUAUUUAAAAACAAAACAAUCAACUCAAUUUAGAAUAUUGCAUAUAUCCAUUCAGAUUGUAUCGGUUUUAUGGAGUAGCCAUAAACACAGAAGUUUUGAUAUACUGCUUAAACUCAAACAUGACACUGUAUUGACAAUAUCAUUCCAGAACUCUAAUGAAAAACUUGCUAAAGCAUUUAUUACACUAAAGGAAAAGUUUAAAUUGGAGAUUCUGACUGAUUACCAUUCUUAUUUAACAAUCAAUUUUAAAACUUACAAAAUGCAAAAAAAAAAAAAAAAAAAACAACAAAAUUAUUCAAGACUCAGUCCAGUCCUCUUUUCUUUCAAACUGUCUUUCUCCAGAAUUACAUUGAAUAUAAGCUAUUGGCUUGUUUUGACUAAAAACUGAAUCUGCCUCUCCUCACUGUCAAUCAGAUAUUAGCCUGUUCUUAUGUUCUCUAUUCUGACAUACAAUAUUUGGUUACAUAUUUUAUUUUCUACACAUCUCCCCUUUGCAGAAACUGCAUACCUGACCGACAUAUGGAAUGCUCUGGAUAUUUGUAACAAUGGGUUUUCAUUCUGUAUUUCAUUAUACAAUAUACCCAAUACUGAAUACAAAAUAUUGAAAGUUAGUUCUGUGGACUAAUUUUAGCCCCGUUUCUUUUAGUUCUGCUUCAUUAAAUCAUGUCAGUAAGUAAAUAUUUGAUUUACACUUCCUCUUCUCUAUUGAACAUUGAAAGCAGCCACUACCAACUUCUUUUCAUAAUACAUAUGGUACAAAUAUAGUGAUGGUUCUUUGUGUCUUUAAUUCAGAAAACUGUUUUUGUUUCUUUGGUUGUGAUAUUGCUAACAAAAUAGUCUUAUAAGGAAAUCUGUUCUUAAACAUUAUAAGAAGAUUAACUGUGCCAGCAACUGAAACCUCAAGGAUUCGAACUCCUAAUGUUGCAUUUCAGUUGGUGGCUGGUGUCUUGUAAUCUGCUGAUAUUAUUAACCUAAAUCCUUCCUUUCUGACCCCGAAUGCCAACUGAUUUCAAUAGAAUCAUUAUUUUAGGCACAGAACAAAAUGUAUGUCAUAUUCUACUAGAAUAUUACAUCUAACUACUUUUAGAUUAUAAUCAUUGAUUAACCCACAAAUUUAAUUAUGAAUUGUUCCAAAAUUAUUUGCUAAUUAUCAAUAUUUGGAGAUGAUUUCUUGACACUCACAGAUGAUAUUGUGAUGACAGAUUUUAUAAUCAAAGAUAGGGUAGAAGAAAAUUAAUUCCAUCAAUUCUCUUUCCUAACACAGAAUACUUUUUGUCUACUUUUUCACCUGUAGAAAAAUGUCCUCUCAUAAAUAUAUAUGUACGUGUGUGUGUGUUUGCAUGUGCUAUUGCUUAUACUUCAGUUUGCCCCACCCCCGUCAUCCCUUUUUUUAAAAAAUAUUCUGUCUGAGUGUUUAAAAGAAGAAUUCUGUUUAUAAUGUGAAUAGCUUUUAACAAAGCUUGAUUGAAGACCUGAAGCAAAUUAUAAAAACCAUGUUCCACCCAAAUUUAAUAAAUUGAAAUUCCAGGUUUGUCAGCCUUGCUCUUCAUCAGUUAAUUAUUCAGACAAUGAUUAGCUCUUGAUUCAUCUCAUUAUGGGUAGAAUUUUAAUUAAGAUUUCUCAAGACACUAAAUUAAUUAUAGUUUGCUCAAUUAAUACAGCAAUGGACAAUAGUGAUUAAAACAUUGUUAUUUGUAGAUUUUAUUCCAUUUACAAUUCAUAUUAAGAUUCUACUAAAGUACAAAAAACAAAAAGAUGUUAUUUAUAAGUUAUCAUUGCUUUGUUGCUAAUAGGUAAGUGUCAUACCUUUUAAACAAAAGAAAAGCAGUGUACACCUAUUCAAAAUUACCUGUUUUUUUUCUUUUUCUCUUUCUUACUAAAAUAAUCUGGAAUAAGAUUUUUUUUUUUCCUUUCUUUUCUUCUAGUUUGUUUUUUUUCUCUCUCAUUUACUUCUGAAACUAAAAUUAUUCGGUUGGUGCAUAAUUAUUGUGGGUUUUUUCAACAAAUUUUAUUCAACAAAAACAAUAACAACAUGUAACAAAAACAUCUUUAAAUAAUUAUUCCGGAAGCAGACGGUCAGACCAUCAUUUUAAAAUGUUUUUGUUAAAUAUUGUUAUUGUUUUUGUUGAAUUAAAAUUUGUUGAAAAAAAGCAGCAAUAAUUUUGACCAGUCCAAUAGUACAUUACUGCUAGCUUUAAGAGAAUCAGUAUGUAGAUAGUGAUUUUUAUUUUGAAUUACUGGACAAUUUUUCUGAUAUAGAUGUCAUCUCACACUGAUAUGGUUUAGGAAGACAUCUAAGUUUUCAAAUGUUGUUUCGGUUGAAAAAUCAAACUGAUACUUGUACAGGUAUUUAUUUUACUGGGAUCCCUUCAUUUCACCCUGACUGCCAUUUAUUCUUUUCAGCCCUUUUGAUAUCAACCUGCCUGAUAUUGUUCCUCCUUCUAUAAUACAAAACUUCCUGUUAAAGUGAAUUAAAUUAAAACCUUCCAUCAUGAUUUCAUAUCAAUUUACGUUCCAAACACCAGAUUAAUCAUGAGAAGUAAUUUGGCUAAAUUAUUAUUUUCAAAAUUAAUUCCAACAAAGGUAGUGUUUUUCAAUAAUUUAAUAUCAGCAUGAAAUUGGAAGAUAUGAUUUCAAAAAAUGAAAGGAGUUUACAUUCAUUGUAGAAUGGAGGUAUUCAAGAAUGAAAGCAUUAAUGAACAGGAGUAUACAACAACAGAAGUCUUGCAAGACAGAACUAUUCAGCUGAAAAGAAGUAAAACUUUCACUUGUUGAUUCUUGAAGGCUGUUUCAUCUAAUAUGGAUCAUGGUUUUAAGAGAAAAUAGAACAAGUUGGGUUUGUUCUGAAAACGUUUAACUGUUUCAAUAUGUAAAUGAAUUACCAUUUUUUUUUUGUUUGUUUUUUUUUUAAUCAAUUGGUAUAGACACAAGCUCCGCCUUCUUCUUCAUUACUCAUUCUUUUCAAUAAAUAAAAACCAAAAUUACUUUGUUCUACUGAAAUUCAAAUCCUGUGAUUAUUUGUAUUAUCAUUGGAUAGACAGCCCUUGUUGUGUAGUUAAAGUUAACACUUACAUUUUCCAGUACAAUUUCUUUUUUCUUUUUUUUGCCUUCUUCAAUUUUUUUCUCUGGUAAAUGUAAGUCUUCUGAUUUAUUCUAAAUGUUUGCAAGAUUUUCUGCUCAUUCAGCAUGCAGAUUUGUGUGCAUGACAGCCAGUUUAGGUGAAUUUAAAUCUAGUGUCUGCUAGUAGGUCUAUAUCAUUUAUAUGCCAGUGAGCAUGGCUUCAUAUAUUUUUAUUUUAUUUUAUUCACAAUGUUACUGAAACUAACCAGUGAAUAUAAAAUCUGAUUAUAUUUUCCUUUUUAUGUAACAAUAAAUAAUACUUAUCAAUCUCUUAAUGUCAAUAAAGAUAAAUGAGGAGGUUCUUAA
Molecule: messenger RNA, 6024 nt
Organism: Octopus sinensis (East Asian common octopus)
Lineage: Eukaryota; Metazoa; Mollusca; Cephalopoda; Octopoda; Octopodidae
Product: aryl hydrocarbon receptor nuclear translocator homolog
Exons: 16
Coding region: 279-2345 (688 amino acids)
Biological process (GO): regulation of transcription by RNA polymerase II
Cellular component (GO): aryl hydrocarbon receptor complex; cytoplasm; transcription regulator complex
Molecular function (GO): RNA polymerase II cis-regulatory region sequence-specific DNA binding; protein dimerization activity; DNA-binding transcription factor activity, RNA polymerase II-specific
Source: RefSeq, a predicted model, not a curated record